UAGUAUUUUUAUUUAGCAUGGUUAAGAAAAGACAAAAAAGAAGAGUAGCAAAAGAAAGGAAAGAAAACACACACACACGUGUUUAUACUCCUGUGCCGGCAGGUGGCGCAGUAGAGGUGAGCCGCGGUGCUGCAGUACAGUAGUGCUGAACUGCAGAAACUUAGAGAGAGAGAGAAAAGAGAGAGAGAGAGAGAGAGAGAGAGAGAGAGAGAGAGAGAGAGGCGGAGACGCUUCAGCUGCUCCUGAUGAUCGAUUCCUCAGACUGGAGGUGAAAGUCUCCUCCUGCAGAAGCGGCGCAGAUCCGGAUCUUUCUCUCUGGAUAAAAUCAUCCGGAUUCAGCGCUCAGACUGCGGGACUCUCUCUCUCUGUGUGUCUCACCUGCACUCAGGCAAACAAAAUCUACAUGCACUGAAAUGCAGCCCAACAAACCAUUUUGAGCUGAAGGACCUCCAGUGGACUCUGAAGCCUCAUCUGCUACCUGGUCCACAUGACUGAGCAAUGCAGCAGCCGUGAGCAGCAGAACAACACCUGAGAUCUUGGUUAAAACAAGAUGUCAUCAGCUACUGAAAAUGGAGUUGGGGGGUCCAGCAAUACAAGCAGAGAGAAAACCUACAAAAAGACAACCUCCUCAGCUUUAAAAGGGGCGAUCCAGUUGGGCAUCGGGUAUACCGUUGGGAAUCUGACCUCAAAACCUGACCGAGAUGUUCUCAUGCAGGACUUUUAUGUGGUGGAGAGUGUGUUUCUGCCCAGUGAAGGGAGCAACCUGACUCCUGCCCACCACUUCCCAGAUUUCCGCUUCAAAACGUACGCACCGCUGGCCUUCCGCUACUUUCGGGAGCUUUUUGGAAUCAAGCCGGAUGAUUACCUGUACUCCAUCUGUAAGGAGCCCCUGAUCGAGCUGUCGAACCCGGGGGCCAGCGGCUCUCUCUUCUACCUGACCAGCGACGACGAGUUCAUCAUUAAAACCGUGCAGCACAAGGAGGCCGAGUUCCUGCAGAAGCUGCUGCCAGGCUACUACAUGAACCUCAACCAGAACCCCAGGACUCUCCUGCCCAAGUUCUACGGUCUGUACUGCGUUCAGUCGGGGGGGAUCAACAUCCGGCUUGUGGUUAUGAAUAACGUCCUGCCCCGCUCUUUAAAAAUGCACUACAAAUACGACCUGAAGGGCUCCACGUAUAAACGCAGGGCGUCUCGAAAAGAGCGGGAAAAGCCCUGCCCAACGUACAAAGACCUGGACUUUCAGGACAUGCAUGAAGGCCUUUACUUCGACACGGAGACCUACAACGCCCUCACCAAGACGCUGCAGCGAGACUGCCGGGUACUGGAGAGCUUUAAGAUAAUGGACUAUAGUCUGCUGCUAGGAGUUCACAUUCUCGAUCAGAGCCUGAGAGAAGGAGACGUGAGCGGGGAAGACGGGAAGCGUCCUGUAGGCCAAAGAGUCCUGUACUCCACCGCCCUGGAGUCCAUCCAGGGUGACGGCAGAGUAGCCGAGGCCAUAACCACAGACGACACGAUGGGAGGCAUCCCAGCCAGAACAAACAGAGGCGAGAAGCUGCUGAUUUUCCUGGGAAUAAUCGAUAUUCUGCAGUCAUACAGGUUCAUCAAGAAGCUGGAGCACUCCUGGAAAGCCCUGGUCUACGAUGGUGAUACGGUAUCCGUACACAGACCCGGCUUCUACGCAAACAGAUUUCUCAAGUUCAUGAGCACCAGAGUCUUCCGGAAGAUUCAGGCAAACCGUUACUCUCCGUCGAAGAGAACUCGUAACUCCAUAGUCCCUCUCAAGUCUUCCUCUCAGGAGCUUCUCUCCAGUCCGAAGGAGGAGAAGGUGGAGGAGAGACCGGACCGGCUGAGUGGAGCUCGCAGUCUGGCCAGUCUGGACGGACACGUGUUCGGGUCUUAUCAGCGGCCGGACCUGGUGGCCGUCACGCCGUCGUUAGGAGAAGCUUCUUCUGUGGGAACCUCCGUCUCCUCUUCCUCCAUGUUCGUCAGCGACAGAUACCUGGAGGCCAGAUCAACUGACAUAUGUGACAUUGGCUCCUGUUCUACUUUUACGCUGGAGGACAGCGCCAUCUGCCUGACGUCUGAGCAAAGCACCAUAGACAUGGACCGAGACGAUGGAUCAGUGCUGGACGUUUACUUAUAAAGUGGCGUGAGAGGUGCUCAUCAAAUCCUUCCUCAUCAUCCUUCAUCGCUCAUGUCCUGAGCGCUUAUCCUCCAAGCUGCUCCGGGAUUUUACUGUCCUGACUUCUACUGACCAAAGAGAUCAGAGAACAGCCAGCUGUCAGUCAGCGGCAGACGGAGAAAAAGACAUUCCUCAACAAGACGUUUCUCCUCCUUUCCCAAGAAAGUGUAUUGGGAGAGGCUGUGCUUUACUAGAGGCCGGAGGCUGGACGGCCUGAUUCUGCAGCCCAGGGGCCAAAGCAUCCACAAUCAUCACUUACUUACUGUGCGUGAAUGUGUGUGUGUGAAUGCCUGAGUGUGUGUGCAUGAAUGAGAGAGACUCAUGUGGUAAUGGUUUGUGAUCUCACAACUGAAAGGCUGCUUUGCCUAGAACAGAGCUUCGUGUUCCUGCAGAUCUACUGCUGUUUGGUUCCUGCAUCCUGUAGGAUCUCCACAGCCUCUAAGAUCAGACCGAUCCUCGUCAGGACUAGACCUGUCAUGAUAACUUGGAUGAUAACGUUGGUUUUUUGUUUUUGUUUUGGACACUACAUGAAAAAUUCAUUAGGUCAAAGGCAUAAAACGGCGAUAAAACUAUAAUAAUAUUGUUUAGUGCAGUUGUAUGUAUUUAUGUAUUGUAUUAUUUAUUUAUUAUAGGCAUUAUGAAGAGUUCAUUUGCAAAAAAAAAAGACAGAUAAAGGCAUGUUUCAAAAAUAGCACCUAUCUGUUUUUGCAAAUGAUUGACUUGUCAUAUUGAUGACAUCGUCGCUGUCCAAUGAAAAACAUUUCUAUUGAUCCGUUCAUCAAGAAAUUUUAGCACAGUGUAAGGGACAGUUUGUCUGUUCAAAUGAUGUAGUAAACUAAAAAAUAGACAAAAAUGGAGAUAAGUGUUUUUCAUAGGACAGUGACGAUAUACACUAUAUCAGCAAAAGUAUUUACUCAUCUUCCUUCUCACACAUAUGAAUUUAGCGACGUCCCAUUCUUAAGGCUUUCCACAAGGUUUAGGAGUGUGUUUAUGGUUAUAUGCAUUUUUGGUCAUUCUUCCAAACACUUCCAGAAGUUCCAGAGGUUUGUCAUCCCAACAGUGUUCCAUCAGGGUAAUUUCAGGACAUUAACCUGAUGAAGGCCUGUCAGGUUCUUCCACUCCAAACUGGCUCAUGUAUAUGUUGUAAUGAAGCUUGUUUGUGCCCUAGUGAGCAGUAGUCAUGUUGGAAACGAUGAGAGCCCUUCCUCAAACUGUUUCCACAAAGUUGGGAGCAUUGAAUUGCCCAAAAUCUCCUGGUUCAUUAUUUUUGAUUGGUGAGUGAAUACUUUUGCCAAUAUAGUGUAAUUGCAGUAAACAGCAUUAUUGUGUUUAUGACCAUUUUACACCUUUGACACAAUGAUAAUGUAAAAACACACAUUGGACUUAAAUCU
Astyanax mexicanus (Mexican tetra) is the source of this 3573-nucleotide messenger RNA. RefSeq names its product phosphatidylinositol-4-phosphate 5-kinase, type I, beta b (gene pip5k1bb). The coding region runs from base 551 to 2143 and encodes 530 amino acids. The record is from RefSeq and is a predicted model, not a curated record. The transcript is spliced from 16 exons. Gene Ontology annotation, molecular function: phosphatidylinositol kinase activity. NCBI's taxonomy places the organism in Eukaryota, Metazoa, Chordata, Actinopteri, Characiformes, Acestrorhamphidae. Gene Ontology annotation, biological process: phosphatidylinositol metabolic process.